AUGGCUCCCCGAAAAUACGUUCCUCUAGAAGCCUACACCAUUGGGCUGAUCUACAUCAAACCACUCGAGAUGAACGCCAUCACGGUCAUGUUGGAUGAAGAACACGAGUCGGUCCCUUUGGCACUGGAAGAUAAGAAUGAAUACAUACUCGGCCGCAUAGGAAAGCACAAUGUCGCCGUGGUAGGGCCGGCUCGAGGCGCUCAAGGGAAAGUUGCUAUCGCAGAUGUCGUCGGAUCCAUCCGUUGGACCUUUAAAAACAUGAACUUAGGCCUACUCGUGGGAAUCGGCGGAGGGGUCCCUCAUCUGCCGAAGCACGAUGUGAGACUCGGAGAUGUGGUGGUCGGAGCGCCCGAGGUAGGUCCGGCGGUCGUGCAGUAUGAUCUCGGAAAGGAGCUGCCCACAGGCUUCGAAGUCACCCGAACGCUCAACAAGCCACCAUCGUUACUUCUACAGGUGGUCAAUGCGGUGGAGGAUCAAUACCUCCGGCAGGAAGAGGGAGAAGAUAGUUUCUUUAGCAGACACCUUCAGCGUUUCUACAAAUACCCUCGACUCAGGGACCGGUAUCGACGUCCAACCAGUGCCGAUCGGCUCUUUCAAGACAGCUAUCGCCAUGAACCGGGCAUGGAGUGCCGCACCCACGAGCAGAAAUAUGAACAGGUACGCACCGAACGUAGCCCUGCUGAUGAGAUCCAAAUUCACUACAGCACGAUCCUCUCCGGGGAUCGAGUCAUGAAAUCCGAAGUCACUCGAGACAAGAUCAGCGCACAGUUCAACAACGCCCUCUGUUUCGAAAUGGAAGCCGCUGGACUGAUGGAUAUCUUUCCCUGUCUGGUCAUUCGGGGCAUUUGUGACUACUCGGACUCUCACAAGAACAAAGAUUGGCAAGAGUUUGCGGCAGCCACCGCCGCGUCGUACGCACGGGAGCUUCUGCUGACCAUAGCAGAGAGAGUAGUGCAAGGAUUAGAACGUCCGGCAGCACUUCCACAAUCUGAGGAAGUGUCGACCAGAUCUCCUUCAAAUGUUUCUCAGAUACCCAAUGACCAGCGCUCAAGUGUGAUCUUUUCAGGAGCUAACAAUUCAGGACUUCAGACUGGAUACAACUCUGGGACCAUCACAUGGGGCCCUCCGAAGUAG
This is a messenger RNA of Exophiala aquamarina CBS 119918, 1134 nucleotides long. RefSeq lists its product as uncharacterized. Gene Ontology annotation, biological process: nucleoside metabolic process. Lineage: Eukaryota; Fungi; Ascomycota; Eurotiomycetes; Chaetothyriales; Herpotrichiellaceae. Gene Ontology annotation, molecular function: catalytic activity. The coding region runs from base 1 to 1134 and encodes 377 amino acids. The record is from RefSeq and is a predicted model, not a curated record. The transcript has a single exon.